Molecule: messenger RNA, 1499 nt
Organism: Heterobilharzia americana
Lineage: Eukaryota; Metazoa; Platyhelminthes; Trematoda; Strigeidida; Schistosomatidae
Source: the annotation of a GenBank genome assembly
AUGUUAGUACCAAAAUUUGUCGAAAAGAAAGAUGAACUACAAAAUAAUCAUCAGCGUAAAUUGAGAAAGAGUAGAAAUGAAAAUAUUUUCACCUUAUUUCAAUCCCCACGAGAAAAAGUUUUAUCUGAAGAUAACAGUUAUCGUGGAAGGUACAAAAUAAAAAAGUUCGUUCCAAAAUAUAUACAGCAACAACAACAAGAACAACGUGCUAGACACCAAAAUCAUCACCAUAAACACUUUGUACGCUUUAAACAUACUGACAGUUACGAAGAUAUUCAAAACGAGGAGGGAGAUGACGACAAUGACUAUGAUGAUGGUGAUAAUGAGAGCAUUGAUGAUGGUGAUUGCAAUAGUGAUAACCCCAGUGGAUGCAAAUAUACUACUGAUGAAUGGGAUACGGGGAAAAAGAAGCCCAUUUCGCCAUCUCAUUAUCAUGAAGAUAUAAAAAAUAUUAUAACAUAUAGAAACACAUCGGAAAGCUGUAUUUUUUAUUUGAGAUUUGGUUCAAGGAGAUUAAUAGGACCCUUUAUAUUUCAUCCACAGAUAAAUCCUGAACAGAAUCAAUUCACGGAUAUAUUCUUACAAACUGGGAAAAUAAAUGCUUUUAAUCCCAAAGAUCUCUUGUACAUGAGGAAUAGACGUGAAAUCCCAGUAAGUAAAGUACAAAUCACUGAUCAAAUCCUUGAUGCUGCCUAUGAUCUAGAGCGUUAUAUACUUGACCAGACUAAAAGAAGUCAGUACUCAAUGAAUCGUCCAUUUGUUGAUCAUAAUCUAACACAAAUAAUCAAUGAUUUAAUUGGCAAUACACAAUUCACUAUUACGGCUACACCAGUUGUACAAAAUGAAUUAUUUGUAAAAAAUUCUGGUGAAAAUUAUAAACAACAAAUGAACAAUCUUUAUCGUAUCCUAGAUAGUCUACGUGAACAAGUCAGUGAAUUAAAGGAAGAAAAUAGAAGUUUACAUGCACAAUUAGAAGUGUAUACAAACUGUAAAAAUAAUGAAAGACAUUGCAUUGAAAGAAAUAAUGAAAGAAUGAAUGAAUCAACAUUUGCAUGGCACGCCAGAUUGAACGCUCUAUUAGACCAAUAUAGAGCUGAAAAUGAAGCUUUAAAGAAACUGGCUCAAUCACCAACGCAGUGUCCACUACAUCCUACUGGUCAAAGAACUCAUUUUAAAAAUCCUUAUAAUGAAGAUUAUCGUGUUAAUGAGUGUCCAAAAUACAGCCUACACAACAGACGAGAUCAAGACUUUAGUCCAUCUAAUCCAGAACAAACUCGUGUAAAAAGAGUUCGUAUCUGCUCUGGUCAACAUUCCUCGAGAUUACCAAGACUGAAUAUUCCUGGUCAGACAGUUAAUAUACCGAUAAAGAAAAUAAAAAAACCUGAGAUACAAGUCAGCAAUAUUCCUAGAAGUACAGCUUAUGCAAAGCAACAUACCAAUAAGCAAACAACAAACAACAAAUCACAUACAGUAACAAAUAUGUCAAAAUAAUUUGUUUG